Molecule: messenger RNA, 411 nt
Organism: Prorocentrum cordatum
Lineage: Eukaryota; Dinophyceae; Prorocentrales; Prorocentraceae
Source: the annotation of a GenBank genome assembly
AUGUUGUUCAGAGAGAUGCGUGAGGCGAAGUUAGGAUCCAGCGUCAGCUACAGCACUGGAGUGAGUGCGUGCGAGAAAGUCGGCCAGUGGCAGCGGGCUCUGUCGAUGAUCUGCAAGAUGUGUGAGGCGGGGCUGCAGCCUGACACCAUCAGCUGCAGCGCUGGGAUCAGCGCCUGCGGGGGACACGGACAGUGGCAGCGGGCAUUGCCGCUGCUUGGCGAGUUGCGGGAGGCGAGGCUGGAGCCCGACGUCAUCGCCUUGUCGGCUGGGAUCGGCGCGUGCGAGAGAGGCGGGCAGUGGCAUCGGACUCUACAGCUGCUUAGCGAGGUGUGCGGGGACAGGUUGAUGUCCAGCGCCUGCGUGCGUGGCGGCCACCGACGUCGCACACCCUGCCCCAGGCACACCAAGUAA